UUUAUGUGGGGAUAUUCGAGUCUGUUGGCGUUUGUGUUUUAUUUUGUUGACUGACAAUAAAAGAAUUUUUCUCGUCGAUUUAUUAUGAUUUUGAGAAGAAUUACGUGCCAGUUAUUGGUUCAAAAUAUUCGGUUCAGAAAACGAAGUACAUAUAAUAAAACGAUAUACUUUAAUUCGAUGAUGAUCAGGUGGGGAGUAUAUAGGAUAGAUUUUGAAGAAUUUUGAGGCCAGUAGGUAGUUGUCAGGAAUUCAAUAGUCGGAAUUACUCAAUGAGAAAAUGGUUUCUAACAAUUUGUUCAUCGUGUUGCUUGCCUGCACGUUAAUUAAUGCUGUACCUAUUCAGAAAAUAGUGCGAAACAAUCGUGCAAUAUUGCGACACCUUGAGGUGUACGAUGAGAAUGUGAAUACUGUUCAGGAGAAUCUUGAGGAUUUAGGAACCACCACAAAGUCAACCGAUAAAAAUUCGGAAGAACCCACUCAAGCAACUCUGAAUCCAUUUCCAACUCUGCCAGGAUUUAAUGAACAUGUGAAACAGAAUUCCUCUACAGGAAUUCCAAAUGGAAAUUCUAAUCAGCCGUGGAAUCAGAGCACAGAACAAUCAAAAAUCCAAGACCUUGAUGGAAAAUCCAAUGUGGGAAUUCAAAGUUCGGGGCCUUCGGACAAAAAUCUCCAAAACAACUCCUCUAACAGUACUGAUAACGAAUCGGAGGAUGACUUCGAAUGGGAUAGAAUUUUUGACGAUGAUAAUGACGAGGAACAGGAUCCUUUAGCGGCUUUUCUUGAGGAAGUUGGAGUCGCUGUUAUCGAGACAUUAUUCGAAUAUCGAAAGAAAAUCAGAUACGGUAUCCGGGGAUUAAUGCACGCUGCCAAAGACAUCGUAAGAUCUGGGCAACUCGAUGAUUCUGCCCUGAUUUAAAGUUACUAUAACAAAACAUUUUCAAAUAAAAAAAUUAGAAUUUUUCAUUAAAAUCGCGAA
Messenger RNA from Fopius arisanus, 976 nucleotides. RefSeq names its product probable ATP-dependent RNA helicase ddx42. The record is from RefSeq and is a predicted model, not a curated record. The coding region runs from base 278 to 916 and encodes 212 amino acids. Lineage: Eukaryota; Metazoa; Arthropoda; Insecta; Hymenoptera; Braconidae. The transcript is spliced from 4 exons.